Caenorhabditis bovis is the source of this 894-nucleotide messenger RNA. NCBI's taxonomy places the organism in Eukaryota, Metazoa, Nematoda, Chromadorea, Rhabditida, Rhabditidae. The record is from the annotation of a GenBank genome assembly.
AUGUCGUCGGUUGAGGCGAAAAAGGUGCACAUUCGAAUUCGCGAUAAUAUCACACAGAGUUGUCCGAACGUCGAUUCCGAUGUUAUUGAUGAGAGCAGCUUGAAAAUCAGCAUGAAGCUUCUUAAGAAUGAUGAUGAGGGCGACGACGAUGAGAAGGACGAGGUGCUGAUAACCGAUUUGAGCGGCGAGACGCGACGCAUCGAUUUUCCCGGAUGCUAUCGCGUCAAGAUCAAUUUCAAGAUGCUCAAACGCAUUGAGAAUCCGCACAUCGAAGCGUUUAUGCAAUUGGGCCAGAAUGUGCCGUGUCAGAGCGAAGAGGCGGCGCAGAAUUUGCGCGGUGUCGCCAGCAUUUGCGCCAACGUCACGAGUCCCACCAAUUGGUGUCCCGAGUCGUACAAUUCGCAUGUUCGCGGAAUGCUUCAAGGCAAAAGCACGUGCCGCUUCUGCCAACUCUGCGAGAACAUCAAGGAGAACGACAGCAAAUUGAGCAAAAUCCGCAAAUUCAUAACAAACGAUGAAGGCCGCCGCGAAGAGUGCUCGACGAAGGACGAUGUGCAUCGAUACUCGUUCAAGAUGUGCACACCGACGAAAGACGAUUUGAACAAUGAGGAGGACGACACAAAAGUGAAAGUCGAAGAGUACUGGCAAUACUUGAAACAGGUUAAAAUUGAUGGCAUAAUGACGACGGUGAUACACGUGAUGGAUCGCAGCGCGAUGACGUCGAAACGCGGAGCGCAAUGCCAGCAAAUGUGCGAGACGCUGAAUCGAAGCGAGACGAGCUCGUCGUAUAAGGAGACGCUUGAGCGCAGCAUCGAACGACUUUGCGCGCCGGUCGACACCUACGCCGCAUGCCUUUAUCAUACCGUCAAAUUCGAUGUCAACACGGAUGUUUGA